AUGGCUUACUGCUCAUUGAAGUGGCGCAAAGAGCACGGAUGUAUGCCUCAGCCCAAUGAGAUGGUCGCGCUCCGUCCCGGUAUGAACCAGGUCGCAGAUCUUCAGAGCCUUGGGAUCGUACAGGCUAUGUCUCAUGUCUCUAUGGACGUCUUGCCGAACAUGGAUCAUACGGAUGUCAAGGAGUACUAUGCUGGUCAUACGGUACAGCACAGCCAUCGUGUUCGAGUCCUUACGCCCAUAGUCUGGAUCAACGAGAGCGGAAAGAAGAGCGCAGCUGCUUCUAUCAAGUUCAACUCCGGUCAAGCUGCAGCAGCUUCUAGCAAAGUCUCCUCCGCUGCCGACCACCGUAUUCCAAACUCUCAGGUUCACGAUCUACCCUUCAUCGAUCCCCAACUCGCGAGAGCCAUCCGCCAAGUCACCGAGGAGCCUUCUUCCCAUCCGCCAAUGGCGAUCCCAGGUCUUUGGCUCCAGCCACAAGCUCCACCAGACAACAAGAUGCAGCUCCAGAUCAUUCCUCCUGCUAAUACCAUCGUCAUCCCCCCAUCCGGAUCCGCACCGCACGUCACGCAAGAGCACGUUAUGUCUCCGAUAGCAAACCUACAACUAUACUACGAGAAGCUGCUCCACGAGCGCGACGAGCGAGAGCUUCAACAUAUCGCCGAGAGCAAGGACAAGGACAGGAUGAUCAGGACGCUCAAGGCCCUGCUUGGAUGGCCUUUGGACUAG
This is a messenger RNA of Alternaria triticimaculans, 726 nucleotides long. RefSeq lists its product as uncharacterized. The transcript has a single exon. Bases 1 to 726 code for a protein of 241 amino acids. The record is from RefSeq and is a predicted model, not a curated record. NCBI's taxonomy places the organism in Eukaryota, Fungi, Ascomycota, Dothideomycetes, Pleosporales, Pleosporaceae.